This is a messenger RNA of Cephus cinctus (wheat stem sawfly), 9507 nucleotides long. Its product is annotated as sodium- and chloride-dependent transporter XTRP3. Gene Ontology annotation, cellular component: membrane. The transcript is spliced from 13 exons. The record is from RefSeq and is a predicted model, not a curated record. NCBI's taxonomy places the organism in Eukaryota, Metazoa, Arthropoda, Insecta, Hymenoptera, Cephidae. Gene Ontology annotation, biological process: sodium ion transmembrane transport. Bases 3518 to 5734 code for a protein of 738 amino acids.
UUGUUAAUAGUUGAAACACGUUGAACAAUGUGAGCAACAGAUGAGGAGUACAUUGUGCCGUCCAUCUGGUGUCAAUUUCAGAAAUCUCAAUACCUACAAGGGCUGUGAACUGUUGGGUUAGGCUGUACACGUGGUCCCUUGCUUCCCACUUCUCUCGCAAACAAUGCAUAAUUAUUAAUAACACGAUGAAUGAGGAUGUGACGCCAGGAAGCUGCUCUGGGAGUUAAGUGUUUCUCUUAUGCAAAACCUACCUCGUACCCUUUCAAUUGGUAAUUCAUCAAUUUUUUUAAUAUUUCCAGGAUUCUUCAAGAAGCCACAGUUGCGUCUAACAAGGCGACAAAGAAUAUUGAAGAUGACAAAAUGAAAAAGAAUAGGAUGAGGAUACACCAGAGCACGUUGCCAUCGAAGAGGUUCAAGUGCGUGGACUGGUGUUCGACGAGAUGUGCUGAUCAUCGAGGCUUUACGUGCUCGAGAAUUACCCUCGACCCAAUUUUCCUCCUGCUGCUCGUUCUCUCGUUAUGCCCUAUAGGAACUAUCGCAAAUGCUUAACGGCGCCGCCUGAAUUUGACAGCUUUUAUAAAUAGCGCAACUGACUCUAUUGCUCUCACAGUCGAGUACACGUAGAAUAAGAAGGUUUAAAUUGGUACAGACGUGAUAUUUAAUUCAUAAAAUAUAUUGUCUUGGAUCUACCUGGUAUCGCAGCGAAAAUCAAGAAAAUAUCUAUAGGACUUCUCAUAGCAGAAUAAUACUGAGAACGGCUACCAAUUUCCAUAGUACACUGCACGUUGAAUCAAAACCACAAGAGGUGAUAUAGAAGAAAAACAACAAUCGAAUUAAAAUAGGAAAGGGUGAUGAAAAACAGGGAUGCUAGUGGAUACAUAAGCAUUGCGUAAUUUGUAAAUGUUCCGAGAGGUGUCAAGAGAAUACUCUGCGGUGAGACGGUUAGGGAUGCACGACGUAAAGAGUGAAUCUAGUGAAAUGUGAGAAUGACGUCACGGAGGUUGCCUGUCCGUGCAAAUGCGUGUUGGUAUUAUGUACACAUAAUAGUGUUUAGAUAUGUGUCAGCCUCGUGAUGGGGAUUCGUAAUGAAAGAGCUAGAGAAGGAGGGAGGUUUCGAAAUUCUAUGAAGGAGGGUGGGCUACCGGGUCAAACCAGGGUUGGCAGGGACACGGAGGUGUGUAUAUGUGCGCGCUGCUACUGGCUGCCGCGGAACUCCCCCUCAGAGUACCAGCUGCUACGUCACGUGACGUUGUAUGCCAGAGGGGUUGACGGGGGGUAGCAAGAGCCGUAUACGACGUUCAGACUAACAUAUAACACCACUUGGUACACCCCCGCGAAAUAUGCACAUCGAUUGCCCUAAAGGUCUCUUCACAACGAUUCUCUUAGGGACCGAUAACGCCUACUCACUUUGCUUACGCAGUAUGGUUCAAUUUGUCAUAAGCAAUAUAUUUAUAAAUUCUAUAGAUCGUCUCGGUCCUUGGGACAAAUAAAAUGAGCAAAGAUAAAUAUGUCUUAGUUUUGAGCCCUUUGCGACCAAAAUUGUGAUUAAAAUUAAUGAUUUUUGUAUGAAUGCUGCGUCUAGAUUUAGCGGAUUGCCGACGUUUUGCAAAUGUUUCGGUCUGAUACUGUAUCGAAGCUCCUUAGCCUUCAUGAUGCAGAUUGGAACGUUUACAAAACGCCGCAAUCUGUCAGUUGCUAAUAGAAAAUAUAUAAUGCAUAUUGGUUAGAUGAUAACUCAGAAUGGUAUAAAGUAGCCAGGGGAGGGAAGCUGGAAGUGUAGAAUGCCGAAGGAUGGAAGGAUGGAAGGAUGGAAGGAUGGAAGGAUGGAAGGUCGGAAGAAUGGAUGCGACGCGAAAGUUCGAGACGCGAUGCGCGUGCCGUCGACCAAUGGGAGAGUUCGGUGGUGAACAGUAGCGAGGGUCUCUUCGUACGGUACUCGGGUUGCCGAUGUGGUGGUGCGCACCGGUACGAUGGUGUGCCUUGGUGUUACGGUGUUGUUCCCAGGACGAGGACCAGCACGGAGUUCAGUCUGUUAUCGACGAGCGAGAGUGCGGCACGCAACACGACAACCCUCCGGGUGGCUGGCCUUCGUCAGAGCUGACCUAGAACAACCGAGAGCGUUAUACGCUGCUGGUAUACAUGGGUCCGAAAUCUACCACGCCGACCAACCUUCACACUGAGUAUAAUACCAGCUUGCGUAAUCUCAAGAGUAUCAAGUUUAAGUAAUUAGAACUCGGAUCUUUAAGAAAACCUGGAAAUUUCCCUGAGGAAGAUUCACGACGACGACCACGGCUACGAUUAUCAUCACGACGACGAUUACGACUGCAAGGAUUAAGACCAGGACAACGACGAGGACAACGGGUACCAGAAGGUGGAUUAAGAGGACGUCCAGGACGAUCAGAAAGAGGAAACGAAGACAGAGAAAAAGAGCGAGAGGCGUUGAGGAACACGCGGCUCCCGGUGGUUUCCGGCCUUACGUAUCGGCCGAGGAUCUCCUUCCGGUUGUAGGAUACGAAGAAGAAGGAGAGAGUCCGGUUUCCAGCGGGAGUAGCUUCGUCAGGAACUUCAGCCCGGGAUUCUCCAGAUCCUCACUGGCUCCUGGUCGCAAUUACUAGCGAUAGCUCGCGAGGGAGAAUAGUAUUAACUUCAGUCGCUGGACGAACAAGAGGGAGAAUCAAUAAACCGGAACUAAGGGAGAGCAAACUACCUUCGAACCUUGAACUUCGGCUUUAAUCCGCGAUUCAAUCUGUAAUUCGUUCGGUAGGAACGCACCCCCGAUUAUCUCAGGAUCCCACGUAAUUAUAAUCUUGAUACACUUUGGCGCGUCAGCGCUCACAGGAAAGCUCAAGUUUACUCCUUAAGCGGUUCGUCGAGCCGUCAAUCGAAACGACAAUAACGUAAAUAGAACCGAAGAGAACAAAAAGAACAUAAGUCAAGAGGAAGACAGCAGUUUCCUAAUAUUAAUGAACUUCGAGGGGACGUAAAUCCAAUUUAAAAAAUCAUAAAGAGCAUUUGAGAGGUUCGAUUGAAAAUUAAAGUAAAAAUAAUUUGUUAACUGAAAACCGAUCGAACUUCUACGCGUCACGGAGCUGGGAGUUAACUGGAAGACGGACGUCCGAGUCCGCUGUAAACAUCACAACUACGUUUCAUUCAGUGGAUACCGAUAAACGUUAGAGCGUACCAACCUCCUCUUCCUACCACCCGGGCCUCUCUUCUUACCUCAAUCGCCUUAUGUCGCCAUUUACCAACGACUAGAUCUGCAAAACGAAACGAUAAUCAAUCUAUUGCGCACCUUGCGCCAGUACAUAAUUAUUUUCUUACACGUGAGACGCUCACGGAAGUUUAUGAAACGCUGAGCAUCCUCAGGAUAAACAGGCCAGUCGUGUUUGUAAAUAGACAGAAACAGAAUCGGCCAAUUGUCAAUAUCAACUGCAAGCAGACAGAUCGUAAAUUUAUAUUUCAUAGAGAUAACUCUGCUCGCAUUCUUGAAGUGGACCUUGUUGGGAAUUAUUGAAGAAUGGUGGUAAAGGCAGAAAGCACGCGAAACGGACACGAGCUGGCACCCCUGAGUGAGGAAAUUCAGGGUGGCGGUAUCGGUGCUGUCGGUAGCGGCGGUACCAGUCACAACGUAACAAUAGUGGUGAGCGGAAGUCAAAAUCAAGCUGGAAGUCAAGAUGCCAAAGAAGACAACCGUGCAGCAUGGAGCGGGAAGAUGCAAUUCUUUCUCAGCAUCAUUGGCUACAGCGUCGGUCUUGGAAAUAUAUGGAGAUUUCCGUAUCUGUGUCAACAAAAUGGUGGUGGUGCUUUCCUUAUACCCUUCUUCGUGAUGCUGAUUCUUGAGGGAAUCCCUUUGUUCUUGAUCGAGCUGGGUCUCGGUCAGCGGAUGCGUCAAGGUGCUCUAGGUGCUUGGAAUACUAUACACCCCUGGCUGGGUGGUAUUGGGAUUGCCUCUUGCAUCGUCACCUUCUUCGUCACCCUUUAUUAUAAUGUUAUCAUCACUUGGUGCUUUUAUUAUCUCUUCAAUUCACUGCAGGCCGUUACCGUUAAAUUUGGAGAGACGCUCCCGUGGGCGACGUGUCCAGAGAAAAAUGGGAAGAUCAUCGAAGAGUGCGCUAAGAGUUCUGCGACAGAAUACUUCUGGUAUCGCACCACGCUGGACGUGUCGCCAUCGAUUGAAGAUGGUCAAGGUCUUAAAUGGUGGAUCGUCCUCUGCCUCUUGCUCAGCUGGAUCAUCGUAUUCUGUAUCGUCAUGAAAGGCAUCCAGUCAUCUGGGAAGGUUGUCUACUUCACCUCCAUGUUCCCGUACCUGGUGCUGACCAUCUUCUUCAUCCGAGGCAUAACGCUUGAAGGCGCUGGCGCCGGAUUGGUUCACAUGUACACGCCUAAGGUAGAAAAACUUCUGGAUCCUGUUGUGUGGCUGGAUGCUGCUACUCAAGUCUUCUACAGUUUCGGUUUAGCCUUCGGUUCGCUCAUCGCUUUUGGCAGCUACAAUUCACCAGAUAAUAAUUGCGUCCGUGAUGUCAUCCUCGUGAGCAUCUGCAAUGCAUUCACGGCUAUCUACGCUAGUGUCGUAAUUUUUGCGAUCCUCGGUUUUAAAGCCAUGAGCAACGUCAAGAACUGUAUACAAAGCAAUAUACCGCUGCUCAUCGACAGUGGUUAUAUUAAUGCAUCUGAAACCAGCCUCACUGUAGAUCAAUUUAAUCAUCUUAUCGAUACAAAUUUUACUGUGGUGAAUAUGACGACAGCGAUGUCAGGGACCGUUGCGAUCAACUGGUGCAGCCUCAGUGGACAAUUGGACAACGCUGCCCAAGGAACUGGAUUAGCUUUCGUAAUAUUCACUCAGGCAAUAGUCGAGUUACCUGGUGCACCAUUUUGGUCCUGUAUCUUCUUCCUGAUGUUGCUGGCCUUGGGUCUGGGUUCUCAAAUUGGUAUCCUGGAGGGUAUGCUCUGCGUGAUCUUCGACAUAGAUCUGUUCAAGAGAAUAAAGAAGCAGUAUAUAACGGGAGCUGUUUGUUUAAUCUGUUUCUUAAUGGGACUGAUCUUUUGUACUGGAGCUGGUGAAUAUUGGCUCAAGAUGUUUGACAGUUUCGCUGGAACGAUCGGCUUGGUGAUGGUUGCUCUCAUGGAGAUGAUAGCUGUAAUAUUCAUAUACGGACAUGAAAAGUUCACCAAGGACAUAGAAGACAUGACAGGGUACAGGCCAGGAAUUUACUGGCAGGUAACCUGGCGCUUCCUGGCACCAAUAAUAAUGGUCGGCAUCCUUGUUUCCAGUAUUCUUUUCAUGUUUCUCAAUAAGCCUCAGUAUUCUGCUUGGGAUGCAUCGUUGGGAAUGAGCACAUCCACCUACUACCCUACGUGGGUUUUGGCAAUCGCAGCGAUUAUUAUCUUAGCAGGAGUCGCACCGAUGCCUAUUGUCUUCCUACUGAGAAGAUUCCAAUGUGUUAAGCUGGACGUGGACAUCCACCAGGGUAGCAUCCGUCGUAUAGACACUACAGUGUCCACCAAAGAAAUGAUGGGAGACGUCGACCUGGACGAGUAUCACGACAGGCUCGAAGACUUUCCCGAAGAGGACGAGGACGAAGAUGAGAACAGCGACGAUGACAACAACAGUGCACCACCCUUUACAAAAAUGGUCCCUAACAAACUUCCCGAGAGAGCUUUUCAAUUGGUGAAGAUACGAUCGGACGAUGCUGAGGACAUGAAAAACGUAAAAUGGAAAAGAAGAAAUGUUUAAUGUGUCUAUCAGUACUGAAGAGGAUUAGAAACAGAGUGAAUACCUGCAGCACGUUAACCAAGGACAAUUUUCAAUUUACUUUAAUGAUUUAAUUUGGAAGUUAGAACUAAAUGAAAUGGAAGUAAUGAAACUGCCAAUGAAGGAACGUGGCACUGAAACAUAUAGUACAUCGGGCAAUAGCUUAGUAAAUAGGUGACAAAAUCGCUGAUCUGUUGGUGUAAAUUUUAUUUGUUUUUAUUUUUUUCGAAAUAGUAAAUAAUAUAUUGUAAGGAUUUUUAAUUAACGUUAACGACAAAGUCUCUAGUACCUAGUGCAUACCAAUUGCGCGUAUAUAAAUGGCCGCCGUACCCCUAAGCGAGUCAUUGACUUCGCCUUAAUUGCGAAAUUACUAAAUUCACGGCAUGGAUUACAAUUGGCCAUGAUUUAUUGACGUUUGUUUGGCUGGUCCAGCUAGUUUUAGAAUAAUUAAUUAUCCUACCGAUUUCAAGUUAGGUGUACCAGCACUUGCAGGGUUAAGUGAUUCCGACAUCUAUCGAUUCUCAAUGGUAACAAAAAUUUUUUUCACGUGUCAUUAAAGUCAGGCCGUACUCAUUUUCACACAAAUUUAUAGAUAAAUUGACAAAUGACAAUUUUACUUGACUAAUCGUUUCAUCAAAGAAUUAUAUUUUCAAAAAUUAUUGUCCUUAAGAAAAUUGCUCUUUCAAUGAUCUAGGGCUAUAGACAGGAGUUAGACAUAAGUGAAUAAGAGAAUAUUCUAUAAACAGUAAAUAACAAAGAUUGUUGUUAUUCAUGUAUUUCCAAAUUUCAGAAUAGUCACGACUGAUAUAUUUAAUAUGAGUCAUUUGACAAAAAAAUCAUACUGCAGGAUUCAUAGACUCAUUACGUACCUAGCAACCGCUCCACGUACUGUUAUUCCGAUAAAACUUUUGAAAAAUGUCUAAAAAGUUGGUACAGCCACUUCAGUGGAUUCACUAAAAACAAGCAUAAUAAUUUAGUACUCUUUAGUUGCUAAUUAUUUACUCUAUAUUCCCAAUUCAGUUGCUUAAGCUUUUUAACAGAAAGUUAUAACUGUGUCACAGUGGGAUUGAUGAUGCCACAGCCAAAGACAUGCAAGAGAAUAGAUAAACGAAACAAUAAGACGCGAAAAUUUGAGUACUCUUAAUUGCUAAUUGAUUGCUGUAUUUAAACAUGUUUAUAUUAAAAAAGAGCUAAGCCUUGGGGAAAGAUCUAGCAUUGUAGUUGCUGACCUAUUUAACGUAACCCAAUGUAGCCAUUGAUAAACCUAUUGCAGCGCCGCGUUCUUAAUCGUUAAAGAAUUUGGAAAUUCAUAUUUAACGCAUAAUAUUUUUAGUAUCGUAAAGCGAAGCUUACAUCGAAUUUUCCAAAUUCUUUCAUUAUAAGGGACUCAGAGCUUCAAUGAGCUUGGUAAUAGCUACCUUAGGCUCAAGUAGGCUAGAACUCCAAUGCUAAAAGCCUCAAGGUUGUUUCUAUUUAGAAAAAAUAUUUUAAGAAGGGCUGAAAGGACUCCGGUCAAUGGCCCGUUGGCAAUAUGUAAAAAUUGUAAAAAGAAGUAUACAUAUGUAUUGUAUAAAGUUUAAAUUCCCGAACAAAUGUAACGUAUUGUCAAUAAACUCAGUCUCACUACUAUUUUUUUUAAUGUUUAGAUAUAGCAACUAAAUAACUAGAUAUUUACUACUAUAAUAAUAUUUCGAAUCACCCCUAGAAGAGCGAAAGCAAUGAAAAAAGGGUUCCAGUAUAUUUGUAUGCUUGUUUUAAGUGAUUCCGUUGAAAUGGCUGUGCCAAUUUUACACACUUCAGUCAACCAGUAAAAUUUUACAAUUUAUGAAGUCCCAUGAGCUGCCCAAAGCCUCACGUUCGAUUUGGCCCUUUUAUGCCCUCAAAUUAUCUACUUCCUUUCGAUUUCGUUGUUAUCGACUGCGAACUGCAGCAAGUAAGGACGCGACACAGCUUCGGAUUAUUUAACGAAUACAGCCCAGCCUCAAGAUCAAAAUCUUUAAGCGAAUGCAAAAGUUUCGGGGUAGAAGUAUGAAGACAAAAGGUAAUCUGGAUGACAGUUUAUAUAUCCCAUAUCUGUUACAACUAAUCCUUCAAGAGGAAGUAGCAGAUAACAUGUCCAAUCAUUAAAUUUGAUAAGGUUACCACAAAAAUAAUUAUUAACGGGAUUCUCAGAAGCGGAACACGAAUGAUGCUGAAUAUAGUGUUGAGCUUCUGCUUCACUUUUUUCGAGGUUCGCACGUGUCGUAAAAUCGAUAUGAAAUCUCGUAGUCUCGUUAUCGGUCAUGUGACUUCUGACACUUUAGCUGUACCUAUGUAGGUACAUAUCUUACGUGUUAAGUAUCGGGUAUGUUAGUUUGACAUCUUACGUAACCGAUUUACAAUGACGCGAUCAAUGAGACGAAAUUCCUAUUUGAAGGAAUGACGUCAUUGACAAAAUUAAAUUAGGCCUAUGAAGGUCAAAUGAAAUCCCCACUGCCUAAGUAGGUAGGCUCUCGUGCUUUGAGCGAGGCGGGUGUAGAGUUGCCUACAGUGGCGUAACGCUGUCCGAUGGAAUCGACUCGGGGCGGUAACCUGCAUGUCUAUAAACCCUGUCGUGAUCACAUACUUGCUGCGUCACUGCGAGUCUGCAGCACUAGGCAGGCAGGCAGGCACACGUGCUGCGAUUUACAGCCAGACGCCGCCGUCGCACUUUUUCACUCUGGGACGUCUGAUCCUCAAAGGUAUAAAUAUAAAGAAGAGAAAAUGAUAAAAAUAAUUCGGAAUGUCAAAACAGGAAUAUAUUGAGUUCUGACGACACCAAUAAUGUUGCACCGCUCCUUCGUCUUCAGCCUCGGGUACGAGCUUUGUAAAUAUCUCUAUGAGAUUGUCUUCAUAAAAAACGAGAUAGAAAAUAUUUGAAAGAUAUUUUCGAUCGACCCAGUUUCAUGUUGUAUACUUGGCGAUUGGCGUCGUCAGUGAUUCACCCACAACACUGAUCCUACGUGAAUUUGCUAUGUUUUACUAAAAUCAACGGAUUUACAGUUUAGUGAAGAUUUCUAAGUACAUUAUCGUAUUUGCGCGUUGCGACACUUCCAACUGGAGGGGUGGGUAUUGUUUACAAGUAGAGGGCCAGAGAGUGAGAGUUUUUAACGACGAUACGAAUAAGUCAGACGAUCGAAUUCGGUAUACCGACGAAUUUUGACAUAUUUUUAGAACCAUUUUACUUGGUGAUCGAACUUUAAAGAAAUAACUAAUACUUCAUCGGUGAACCAUAUCUGCUGUCUGAUUUGGUGUCUCCAGGUGUCGAGUAAUCUUUAGUGGUUUAGGUAUGUAUGUAUAUGCUUUUAAUUGUUCCGUAAUAUAAUAUAGAGAUCGGCCGGUACGAAUUAUAAUUAAUCACGUUAAACAAAAGUGCUACGAAAUUCUUGUUAAAUCGAAUUAACCAUGUUCCAACGAAAUUUUGAUUUGCUUCUCCCGAGACGUGUGUCCUGUCGGUCGAUUACGUAACGGAAAUAAUUAUUCGAGGCGAAUAGUUUGUUUCUGUUUUUUUCGAUAAUUAUUAGCGAACAUUAAUUCGUAUGAGAAUGGUGAUAUACGAAACUACCGACGUAUUUUAAAUGCCCGAUAGUAUUUAACGGGGAGGCUGUCGAGUUUUCUUGAUCCUACAGCCAUCCCGACAUCAUCCUCGUAACCGUAGUCAGUAAUCAUAGAUUGAUCUAAAAGCAUAUUGUAUACAAGAAUUCAAAGUAUUUAAAUAAAAGAUUAUUUAUUGCCGA